Molecule: messenger RNA, 1538 nt
Organism: Scomber scombrus (Atlantic mackerel)
Lineage: Eukaryota; Metazoa; Chordata; Actinopteri; Scombriformes; Scombridae
Gene: sdcbp2
Product: syndecan binding protein (syntenin) 2
Exons: 9
Coding region: 136-1044 (302 amino acids)
Cellular component (GO): cytoplasm; plasma membrane
Molecular function (GO): protein binding
Source: RefSeq, a predicted model, not a curated record
CAGCGCAGCGCCGUCUGAACGACGAGCGACGACCAGCAGAGGAAAACAAAUAAACCGGAGGGCUCCGCUGAGAUCUGACGCUCCGCGCAUCUUAACAAGACUUACUACACAUUUUUCCAACCGACUUAUAAAAGGAUGUCUCUGUAUCCAUCACUUGAGGACCUGAAGGUCGACAAGGUCAUCAAGGCCCAGGCCCAGUUCGCCCAGACCACCACCCCCAUGCCUGCCAUCACUGAGGGAACCUACCAGCCUCAGCUUGCCACUGCUGGGAUGCCUGGGUCAAGCCUGUACCCAAAUCUGGAGGAGCUGGGAGAGUACAUGGGCCUGAGCCUCAAUAGCGACGAAGUCCAGAGGAACCUGGCUUUGGUGCCUGUGGCUGACAAUCAGGUCGCAGUGCCCUCCCUCUCAGGUGUCGGCGGGAUGGUGCGGCCGGUGACGGGAGGGGACGUCGGCAUCAGGAGGGCAGAGAUCCGCCCGGGCCUGAGGGAGAUCAUCCUCUGCAAGGACCAGGACAAGAAGGUCGGACUGAGGCUCAGGUCCAUCGACAACGGAGUGUUUAUCCAGCUGGUGCAGGCCAACUCCCCCGCGGCCUUGGCCGGCCUGCGCUUCGGGGACCAGGUCCUUCAGAUCAACGGGCAGAACUGCGCCGGCUGGAACGUAGACAAGGCCCACAAGGCCCUGAAGGCUGCGGCCGAGACCCGCAUCGAGCUGGUGGUCAGGGACAGGCCUUUCCAGCGCACCGUCACCAUGCACAAAGACAGCUCCGGCCACGUGGGCUUCAUCUACAAGAACGGCAAAAUCACCUCGCUGGUCAAGGACGGCUCCGCUGCCCGCAACGGUUUACUGACCGAGCAUUACAUCUGUGAAAUCAACGGACAAAACAUUAUCGGACUUAAGGACUCUCAGAUCAAGGAUAUUCUGUCCACGUCCCCAACCGCCAUGACCAUCACCAUCAUGCCCAAGUUCAUCUACGAGCACAUGAUUAAGAGGAUGUCCACCGGUCUCCUGCGAUCAGCAAUGGAUCACUCCGUCCCCGAGGUGUGAAGACGGGAAGAAAGAAGAGUGUAAACUGUCAGGAUGUCUACAAUAUACAGAGAUAUCUCUCUUUUUCUUACUGCUCUUUGUCUGUCUCUCUAUCUCUCUCUCUCUUUCUCUCUCUCUCUCUCUCUUUCUGUCUUCAUAUCAAACCACCUCCUGCAUCACAAUCAUCAUCAUCACCAUUACUCAUCAUAACCUCGAGAUGCCUUUUUUUUCAAAAGUUUGUUAUUUUCAGUACAUUUCCUUUUCUACAUCUUCUCCUCUGUCUCUGUUGAUAUGUCUAAUACUUUUAUAUGUUAACCUUGUAGUCUACGUAUUACAUGUGCUUUUUUUUUUUUUUUUUCCCUUCUUCUUUUUUUGUAUUUGAGAUCAAGGACAGUACAAAAUGUUUGUUUUUUUUUAAAGCCAUGCACACGAUCAUGAGUCCAGAGCUUCCUCCUCAUUGUGGAGAUGAAUCAUUGGCAAGUGACAUUUCACCUUGUCAAAAAAAAAGAAAAUAA